This is a messenger RNA of Jatropha curcas, 2316 nucleotides long. Its product is annotated as tRNA synthetase beta subunit family protein. Lineage: Eukaryota; Viridiplantae; Streptophyta; Magnoliopsida; Malpighiales; Euphorbiaceae. Gene Ontology annotation, cellular component: cytoplasm; phenylalanine-tRNA ligase complex. Gene Ontology annotation, biological process: phenylalanyl-tRNA aminoacylation. Gene Ontology annotation, molecular function: ATP binding; RNA binding; magnesium ion binding. The record is from RefSeq and is a predicted model, not a curated record.
AGCAAAUUAACAGGCCUAAAUUUUUAAACGUAGUUUGGAAAAAAAGAAAAAAAGGAAAACCCUACUUCUAAAUUUCGGCCUCACUCUGUUUUGCUUGGGCUGUCAAGCACAAACGAUCCUUAAACUGACUUUGAACCUGCGUAGAAUUCCCGACUGGUUGAUAGAUUCUCAUCCACUACAAAGCCAGCAUCAUGCCUACCGUGAACGUGGUGAGAGAUCGUCUGUUCGAAGCCCUAGGAAGAACUUACACUCAAGAGGAGUUUGAGGAUCUCUGCUUCAGUUUUGGUAUAGAGCUGGAUGAUGUGACAACUGAUGAAGCAAUGAGUAGAAAAGAGAGGCAUGAAGAAGGAAUAAUGAACGAGGGUGAAGAAAUUAUUUAUAAAAUUGAAGUUCCUGCUAACAGAUAUGAUUUACUUUGCCUUGAGGGGCUAGCUCAAGCCCUCCGUAUUUUCAAUAAGCAGGACAAGGUGCCAACUUAUGCCCUUUCGAAUAUUAAGAAGGAAGCAAUGCAUAAGAUGCAUGUAAAACCAGAGACAUCAUCCAUUCGUCCCUAUGUUGUUUGUGCUGUUUUAAGAGAUAUUACAUUUGAUGAAGCGAGGUACAACAGUUUCAUCGAUCUCCAAGACAAGCUUCAUCAAAAUAUUUGUAGGCGGAGAACAUUAGUUGCAAUUGGGACUCAUGACUUGGAUACAUUACAAGGUCCUUUCACUUAUGAGGCUUUGCCUCCUCAAGACAUAAAUUUUGUUCCUUUGAAACAGGUCAAAAGCUACAGAGCCGAUGAGCUAAUGGAGUUUUACCGGGAGCACGAUUUGAAGCUGAAGAAGUUUUUACACAUAAUUGAGAAUUCACCAGUGUUCCCUGUCAUAUAUGACAGUAAGAGAACUGUUUUAUCUCUGCCCCCAAUUAUUAAUGGUGCACAUUCAGCUAUCACUUUGAAGACGAAGAAUGUUUUCAUUGAAUGUACAGCCACUGAUCUGACAAAGGCUAAGAUUGUUUUAAACACAAUGGUAACGACUUUUUCAGAAUAUUGCAAGAGAAAAUUUGAGGUGGAACCAGUUGAAGUUAUAUAUUCUGAUGGGAAGUCAUAUGUCUAUCCUGAUUUGUCUGUCUAUAAUAUGGAAGUUCCAUUGUCAUAUAUUACUGGUGCAAUCGGGGUCUCUUUGAAGUCUGAAGAGGUCACAAGUUUGUUAAAUCGGAUGCAAUUGCGUGCCGAGCAUUCUACAUCAGGGGCUGACCAAAGCAAUAUCAUUGUAUCUGUACCUCCAAGCAGAAGUGAUGUUCUUCACCCAUGUGAUGUUAUGGAGGAUGUUGCAAUAGCUUAUGGGUAUAACAAUAUUCCAAAGAGGAAACUACCAUCAUUGAAGCCACUAGCAUUGAAUCAGCUUGAGGAUCUUAUCAGAGUUGAGGUUGCAAUGAAUGGGUUUACAGAGGUUUUGACAUGGAUUUUAUGCUCUUAUCGGGAGAAUUUUUCCAUGUUAAAUCGAAAAGAUGAUGGAUCAACUGCUGUGAUCGUUGGGAAUCCUCGGUCCUCUGAUUUUGAGGUUGUCCGAAGCAGCCUCAUGCCUGGAGCUUUGAAAAUAAUAGGACAUAAUAAAGACCACCCAAAGCCAAUAAAGAUAUUUGAAGUGGGAGAUAUAGUACAGCUAGAUGAGAGUAAAGAUGUUGGUGCGGCAAAUCGUCGUCUACUUGCAGCUCUAUAUUGUGGCACUAACUCAGGAUUUGAGUUGAUUCAUUCCUUGGUUGACAGAGUUAUGGAAGUGAUGGGAACUCCUUUUGUACCGGUUGGUGACAAUACAGGAUAUUACAUCAAGUGUUCUGAAGCACCUGAGUUUCUUCCGGGUAGACAAGCUAGCAUCAUUUACAAGGGGAAGUGCAUUGGUAUUUUUGGUAUUGUGCACCCUGAGGUUUUGAACAACUUCGACGUCCCCGAUCCAUGUUCCUUCUUGGAACUUGACAUUGAGUGUUUCUUGGAACUUGACAUUAAGCGUUUCUCGUAGGGCGAUGACUCUGACAACAAAUGAUGCAGGUAUGGCAUUGUUACAUAGCCUGCUUAUAUACACUUUUGCCUGGGGGAGCAAUUUUUGCAGUCAAACAUCUGUGUAGGAGAAUAUUUUUGGCAAGCUCAGCUUGGGCAAAACCUCUCUUUUACAAAGUUUAUCCCAUUGAUAUUGUACUAUUUGUAACAGCCGAAGAGAAUUUGUUUGUUAUCAACUAAAACGGCAAAUAUUUUGUUUAAUUUAAUCAUUUCUGGAAAAAAAAAAUUGGUGCUAUUAAUUUGAAAUGUUAUAAAUAAAACUUUUUGAAGUCAUUUCUGUU